AUGUCAAUUGAAUCAACUCAAAUCAUUGUAGCAAAUGCUCCAGUUACUGCCGUUAAUUUUGAAUGGAAUAAACCCGAUUCAACAUUUGAAAUAACUAAAACUACGAUUAAUCCGGAGGAUUUAAAAGAUGGUGAAGUUUUAGUUAGAACAAUUUAUUUUUCAAAUGAUCCUUUUACCAGAAGUACAAUUCAAAAAGUUGAAAAUCAACAAUACCCAAAGGGUGCACCUGUUAUCGCUGUUGGCUUAGGUGAGGUUUUAAAAUCAAAAUCAACAAAAUACAAACAGGGAGAUAUUAUUACAGGUGUUUGGAGUUGGUCCGAAUAUGCCAUUGUAAAUGAACAUAUUAUCUAUUUUGCAAUUGAUCCAAACAGUAAAUAUCCAUUAACUUAUUAUCUUACUUUAUUAGGUAUUGGUCCAUUAACUGCUUACUUUGGAUUAGUUAAACAAUUUAAUUUCAAACUCGAGAAAGACAGUGACAAUUUUACUAAGAAGAAUUUAAUUAUUAUUUCUGCUGCUUCUGGUGCUGUUGGAUCAGCUGCAGUUCAAUUAUCAAAACAUUUAUUUGGUAUCUCUACUGUUGUCGGUAUUACUGGUAGUGAUGAAAAAGCUCAAUGGGUUGAAUCAAUUGGUGCAGACAAAGCCUUCAAUUACAAGAGUAAGACUUUCCAAACAGAUUUAGCAGAAUAUGUAUCUGCUAAUGGGCGUGCAGACUAUUAUUUUGAUAAUGUUGGUGGUGAAAUUUUGAGUUUCAUUCUUUCAUUAUUAAAUCCAUAUGGUAAAGUUGCUGCUUGUGGUAGUAUUGCAGGAUACAAUGAUCCAUCCAAAUCAUUAGUUUCAAACUGGUACAAGAUUACCACAAGUAGAUUACAAAUUUUAGGAUUCACAGUUCAUGACUACGUCCCUGAGUAUCUUGAAGCUCUUAAAGUUUUGGAACAAGCCAUUGAUGAAAAGAAAUUAGUUACAGAAAAUGCUUUUGGUAUUGAAGAUAUCAGCGAUAAAGCUAACAAAUAUGAAUUAGUUCCAUUGAUCUGGAGUAAGAUCUUUACUGAAGAAAAAUCAAAUGGGAAGUUAAUUACUAAAUUUUCUAACUAA
Molecule: messenger RNA, 1092 nt
Organism: Scheffersomyces amazonensis
Lineage: Eukaryota; Fungi; Ascomycota; Pichiomycetes; Serinales; Debaryomycetaceae
Product: MDR family NADP-dependent oxidoreductase
Exons: 1
Coding region: 1-1092 (363 amino acids)
Molecular function (GO): oxidoreductase activity, acting on the CH-CH group of donors, NAD or NADP as acceptor
Source: RefSeq, a predicted model, not a curated record